Chenopodium quinoa (quinoa) is the source of this 548-nucleotide messenger RNA. RefSeq names its product lectin-C-like. NCBI's taxonomy places the organism in Eukaryota, Viridiplantae, Streptophyta, Magnoliopsida, Caryophyllales, Amaranthaceae. Gene Ontology annotation, molecular function: chitin binding. The transcript has a single exon. The record is from RefSeq and is a predicted model, not a curated record. The coding region runs from base 93 to 401 and encodes 102 amino acids.
CAAUAGAUACAGAAACAGAGCAACUUCAAUCAAACAUCCAAACGAACAUCUAUUAGUUUGAAAUAAUAAUCAAUUUAGAGUUGAAGGCGACAAUGACAAUGUUGAAGAAGAGUAAUAACAUUGCAGUACUUGUGGCAUUGAUGAUGAUCAUAUGGAUGGGAAAAUCCACAGCCUUUCGCUGUGGGAAGAUCGCGCAUAACAGCACCUGUCCUGAUGGAUUCUGCUGUAAUUUUUCAGGGUACUGUGGUAAAACUCUUGAGUUCUGUGGAAAGACCCAUUGCCAGAGCCAAUGUCAGCAUGAAGACAUGCCUCAGAUUCAAGCUAAACCAACUCCGAGCAUUCGAGCUUUCAGAACUCGUAAAAUUCCUACUCAGAAUGCUGCUGCUGCACGGAAUCCUUGAAUAAUAAGACUAAUAUUGAUGUAGUUACUGCUGCAUAUCAUGUCCGUAGAAAUAACUCAAUAAGCUACGGAGUACCAGUUUGUGUGUCUCGGUGACCAAGUUUUUAAGUUAUGGCCCUUUUGAUUUUGGAUUAUUAAUAAAUUUAGU